Coffea eugenioides is the source of this 1829-nucleotide messenger RNA. Its product is annotated as zinc-finger homeodomain protein 2-like. Gene Ontology annotation, biological process: regulation of DNA-templated transcription; regulation of developmental process. Gene Ontology annotation, cellular component: nucleus. NCBI's taxonomy places the organism in Eukaryota, Viridiplantae, Streptophyta, Magnoliopsida, Gentianales, Rubiaceae. The coding region runs from base 737 to 1597 and encodes 286 amino acids. The transcript has a single exon. Gene Ontology annotation, molecular function: transcription cis-regulatory region binding; DNA-binding transcription factor activity. The record is from RefSeq and is a predicted model, not a curated record.
CCUUAGCUUCAUCACAAGCAACCAAGCUGUCUCUUGUUGGAUACAUAGUUGGCCUGUUGGAACCACUGAAACACUCCCCCCACGCCCUCUUUUCUCCCUCUACCCCAAUUAACCCUCAUCCUCCUCUUUUCUUCCUCUCUUUUCUCUCUUUCACUUUAUCUCACCAAGAAAAGAAAAAACCUAAACCCUGCUUCUCUCCAUGUUUUUUUUGGGACAACAGAAAUCCCAUUCGAUACAAUCCUAAGGUGGUGGUGGUGGUGGUGGUGGAGGAGCUGCGGCAGGCUUAUUCUAAGGUAGAGUAGUCAGGGCCCCAUUCAUGUUUCUGCACUCUCCUUUUCAAGAUAUCUUGGAGACUUCUCUCUUUUGUUUUUCUUUUAACUAGUUAGGUGUUUCUUCUAUCCAGAUGGCCCCCAUCUUCCCUCUGUUACCUUCUUCGUCACUUUAGAUCUUGAUUCUGAUCAAGCAAACAGUUUGAAAUUUGGGGAUAUGGGUAGUUGAGAUGAGGACACAAAAGCUGAAUAUUAUUGACAAUCUCUAAGAUUAGGGUGACCACUUAGAUUUUGUACGAGGACGAUUUAGUUAAGCUACUCUAGUUAACCCUUUUGAAAAUCAAUUAUAGUAGUCAAUAAUUGACCCCAUAAAAUGCUAGUAGUAGAUUAAUCGUUGGAGGAUUUUAUUUGAGGGGCAAACAUCAAUCUACUUUGGGUUUGAUAUUAUUAUCCUCCGACAGACAUAAAUGGCUCUAGCUGGUGAGGAUAAGGAAAUGAGAAUACCAUCAGGUUCUUUAGGUUAUGACCCACUUGAAAACCUAGAGCAUAGCACCGCCACCCAUCAUAACCAUCAUAUUCAGCAUCCCGAAGACCAGCUGAUUCACCAAGAGAAAUCUUCCCGAGGCCCCGGUGCAACUGCAGCUGCACUGAGUUCAGGUGGAUCUAAAUCCAAAACUCCAACUCCCACAGCUGGAAGAAGUCAUAGCACUAGUAGUACUAGAUACCGCGAAUGCCUCAAGAACCACGCUGCUAGCAUUGGCGGAAAUGUUACAGAUGGUUGCGGAGAAUUCAUGCCCAGCGGUGAAGAAGGAACCCUCGAGGCCUUCAAGUGCGCUGCUUGUCACUGCCACCGCAACUUCCACCGCAAAGAAUCCAGUGGAGACGGUGCAAUUGUGGUGCACCAGCUCCCACUUCCGCCGCCGCUGCCCUCUCCGUCCAUGAACCAACAUCGUGGGGAGUCCAUGAACGUGCACGCUAACCACUGGACUACUAUGGUUCAGCCAGUGAAGAUGGCUUUUGGAGGUGGGAGUGCAAGUGCAGCCACAGAUUCUUCAAGUGAGGAGCUGAAUUUCAACGCCUACCAGUCAACAUCAGUUCCUCCACCCCCGCAAUUUGUUCUUGCAAAGAAGAGGUUUCGGACUAAGUUUUCUCAGGAGCAGAAGGAUAAGAUGCUGGCAUUUGCCGAGAAACUCGGAUGGAGGAUUCCAAGGGAAGAUGAUACUGAAGUGCAAAGGUUUUGCAGUGAGGUUGGAGUGAAAAGACAAGUUUUUAAGGUUUGGAUGCACAACAACAAGAAUUCUGCCAAAAAGAACCCUCAAGAAUCAUAAAUAAACGUUUUAAGGGGAAUGCAGUGUAGUGGGAUUCCUAGAUUUAUCUCGAGUAUAUUAGGUGAUGUAGAAUGGGUGUGGGUUUUUGUAUAGGGAGAGUAGUAGAGAUGAGAGAUGGAUUACGGGCUCCUGAGUUUCUCUUCUUUCAUUAGUUAAGAUUCAUGUAUGCUUUUCUGGGGAUCGAUCGAGGUGCCUUUCUCUUACUUAUUUUUAUUAUUUUUAAUAUUUUUUU